GGUUAACUGGGCCUGAAGAAACUCAUACCAUCCCCAUUCUCAUUAGUUUCUGACUCCAACUGUGAUGCGCAUUGAAGAAGUACGCAGCACCUCAAAGGCACAGCGGAUAGCUGCCCACACACACAUUAAAGGUCUGGGACUUGAUGAGAAUGGUGUUCCAGCCUCUGUUGCUGCCGGUUUGGUUGGGCAAGAGUGUGCACGUGAGGCUGCGGGCAUCGUUGUAGAAAUGAUAAGGUCAAAGAAAAUGGCGGGUAGAGCUGUCCUAAUGGCCGGCCCUCCGGGAACAGGCAAGACCGCAAUUGCUUUGGCUAUUGCUCAGGAACUUGGAAGCAAGGUCCCUUUUUGCCCGAUGGUUGGAAGUGAAGUCUAUUCUUCUGAAAUCAAAAAAACUGAAGUCCUCAUGGAACAUUUCCGGCGGGCAAUCGGCCUGCGCAUCAAAGAGAUAAAAGAAGUCUACGAAGGUGAGGUUACCGAAUUGACACCGGUCGAGACCGAGAGUCCCACUGGAGGGUUGGGGAAGACAAUUAGUCACGUGAUCAUCAGUCUGCGCACUGCUAAAGGAGUGAAACAACUUAAACUUGAUCCAUGCAUUUAUGAAAGCCUACAGAAAGAACACGUUGAAGUUGGGGACGUGAUUUAUAUUGAGGCGAACUCCGGGGCUGUUAAGAGACAAGGCCGAUGUGAUGUUUACACUGCAGAAUAUGACUUAGAGGCUGACGAGUACGUCCCGCUUCCAAAGGGAGAGGUUCAUAAGAAGAAAGAAGUUGUACAGGAUGUGACCCUCCAUGAUUUGGACGUUGCGAACGCUCGCCCUCAAGGUGGCCAAGAUAUAGUAUCGAUGAUGGGCCAAUUGAUGAAACCAAAAAAGACGGAAAUCACAGACAAGCUACGAAAGGAAAUUAACAAGGUUGUGAACAAAUAUAUCGACCAGGGAAUCGCGGAACUCGUGCCUGGCGUUCUCUUCAUUGACGAGGUUCACAUGCUGGACAUCGAGUGUUUCACCUACUUACAUCGUGCGUUGGAGUCUACGAUUGCCCCCAUCGUUAUUUUUGCCACCAACCGUGGGAAAUGUACUAUUCGAGGAACGGAGGAUAUUGUUUCGUCUCAUGGUAUCCCACUUGACUUGUUGGAUCGUGUUAUGAUAAUACGCACGCUACCCUACUCGUCCGAUGAUGUUGUUCAGAUUCUUCGCAUUCGCGCCCAAACAGAGGGUUUAAAGGUGUCGGAACAGGCAUACGCACUGCUUGCAACUGUCGCUACAGAGACAACUUUGAGAUACGCGGUUCAGUUAUUGACUCCGGCUUCUCGUUUGGCUCUACUUGGCGGGCGCGAUGAGGUAAUGCCAUCGGAUGUCGAAGAAGUGCGCUCCCUCUUCCUAAAUGCGAAGCAGUCGGCGAAAAUCCUCACUGAACACGAGAGCCAGUUCAUGAAAUGAACGGCACACAUGUUGCUCAAGCUUUUCUAACUCGUAUUUACCGCACCACCACCUAUCGGGUAGGCAUUGAACCCGCCUGAUCCGUAUGUACAUCCUUCCAUGCUUCUGUCGUUUUGUGCUCCCUCACUGGUGAGCGAUGUCUAUACCACUGGUUCUCGAUUAAAUAAACAGUUUCUGAUUGAA
This is a messenger RNA of Dicrocoelium dendriticum, 1618 nucleotides long. NCBI's taxonomy places the organism in Eukaryota, Metazoa, Platyhelminthes, Trematoda, Plagiorchiida, Dicrocoeliidae. The record is from the annotation of a GenBank genome assembly.